CAGGAAUAUUGAAAUCAUGUUUGAAGUCUGGCAAAAAACCUCGGCGUUCUAUAAAAAUUAUUAUGCGUCCUGAAAUACAUUAUUUUGAAAUUGAAGAAGGCAAUAAACUUAAUAGAUGCAAUGUCAAAGAUCUGCCUCUGAACUGGCAAGAAAAGAAAAAAUCUAUGCCAGCCAUUUGUUCGCAAACUGCUUCUAUAAAUAAAGUUGAAAAUAUUGAUAAUGUUAUUGCUCUCAUAACAACUUGGAAUCCAACAUGGCUUUAUGAACAGAAAAAUAAUCCAGCACUUCCACCAUUACUCAAAGAUACACCGUAUAAGCGAUCCCCAUUGUUACACUCAUAUAGUAGUUAUUCUGAUUAUGAAAGAACAAUAAUGCCUUUAAUGAUAGAUGAACUGUGGGCAAUAGUUUCUAAAGAAUGGGAUAAUCGAGAAUAUCACCUGAUUGUUAUAAGUAAAACGGAUUACGAAAAAAGUAAUCAUCCUAGAGAAGGUGACUAUAUAGUUAUGGGCCUCGUUCAAAAUCCUGGAUCAAGCACCUCUCAAUCUUCUAGUGAAAAGAAUACAACUAAUAUUCGAAAAAGAUUUGCAUUUGUGAAUAUUGCGAAAAAAGUAAUUGCAAGAGAUCAGGAUGUAAAUGAAAGCCUAU
Ctenocephalides felis (cat flea) is the source of this 645-nucleotide messenger RNA. RefSeq lists its product as uncharacterized. Lineage: Eukaryota; Metazoa; Arthropoda; Insecta; Siphonaptera; Pulicidae. The record is from RefSeq and is a predicted model, not a curated record. The transcript is spliced from 3 exons. The annotation marks the transcript as partial.